AUGCGAAUCUUGCUAACAUAUCACGGCUUUUCAUCAAUAUCUGAGAAGAAUUCCGAUGAUGCCGAGCGCGGCAAAAGAGGCAUACGUCAAGAUCCGGAGCAGCCAUUUCAUGUGCUUCAGCCUUACCAAAGACUGUGUUUUACUCCAGAUACAUUCCACAGUGCAUGA
Plasmopara halstedii is the source of this 168-nucleotide messenger RNA. RefSeq lists its product as uncharacterized. The coding region runs from base 1 to 168 and encodes 55 amino acids. Lineage: Eukaryota; Oomycota; Peronosporomycetes; Peronosporales; Peronosporaceae. The record is from RefSeq and is a predicted model, not a curated record. The transcript has 2 exons.